This is a messenger RNA of Egretta garzetta (little egret), 798 nucleotides long. RefSeq names its product transmembrane protein 114 (gene TMEM114). NCBI's taxonomy places the organism in Eukaryota, Metazoa, Chordata, Aves, Pelecaniformes, Ardeidae. The transcript is spliced from 5 exons. Bases 1 to 798 code for a protein of 265 amino acids. The record is from RefSeq and is a predicted model, not a curated record. Gene Ontology annotation, cellular component: apical plasma membrane.
AUGCCGUCUGAAGAAAGGAAACUGUUACAAUAUGUGGAUGAUAUCUUAAUCGCCACCAAAACAGAGGACGAUUUAUCCGCAGUGCUGGAAGCAAAGGGUGGACACUGGCUCUCUCCACAAAGAUUCCUGAGGUAUCAGGCUAUACUAGUAGAACAAGAUGAUGUGGAAAUCGUAGUUACUAACAUUGUCAACCCAGCUUCUUUCCUCAGUGGAAACUCAGGAGAACCAGUGCAUCAUGACUGCUUGGAGACCAUUGAAGCAACAUAUGCAAGUUGCCCAGAUCUGAGAGAUAGCCCCAUGGAAAAAGGGGAAAACUGGUUUACAGAUGGGAGCAGCUAUGUCUUAAUGAGGAAUGAAUGUUACCCUUUGAUAAACCCCUUCUGGCAUGAGAAUGCAAACAUCACUGGUUCACACAGACAGCUUUUAUACAUGCAUGGAACAUUUGUCAUCCUGAUGCCCCUCAGCCUGAUAUUGAUGAUUUUUGGAGGAAUGACUGGAUUCAUCAGUAUUCUUGCCAGGGCCUACCUACUGCUUCGAAUGACAGGACUGCUUUUUCUUUUUGGAGCUCUUGUUACACUAACUGGGAUCAGCGUCUAUAUUGCAUAUUCAGCUGCUGCCUUCGAAGAAGCUGCCUUCCUCCUGAGGAGUAAGGAUGUCAUGGUAGAAAUCGACAUCAGGUUUGGCUGGUCACUGGCGCUAGUCUGGAUCUCCUUUGUCGCAGAAGUGCUCACGGGAGCUGUGUUUCUCCUGGCAGCAAGAACUGUGGAUCUGAAACGGCGACAUGAACAGGCAUUAUGA